AUGAUGUCCCUGUGUCUUCAGUGCCCACCUGCAGCCAUGUCAUUUCUACUCUCUUCACUGGUGUCUUUCUUAAUCCUACCAACUCCUUUAUGGGGCCAGAAGAGUGACACUAUAGCUCCAAAAGCUAGUAAUGGGGCACCAUUUCCUUGGACUAAAAUGCGGCUUCCUGAGCAUGUCAUCCCGGUUCAUUAUGAUCUCAUGAUCCAUGCAAAUCUCACCACUCUGACCUUCUGGGGGACCACAGAGAUAGAACUCACAGCCAGCCAGUCCACCAGUAGCAUCAUCCUGCAUAGUCACCACCUGAAGAUAUCGAAGGCGACCCUCAGGAAAGGGGCUGGAGAGCGGCCAUCUGAAGACUUGCUAAAGGUCCUAGAAUACAAACCUCAUGAACAAAUCGCCCUUCUGGCUCCCAAACCCCUCCUCACCGGCAUCCCAUACACAGUGGUGAUUGAUUAUGCGGGCAACCUUUCUGAAAGUUUCCAUGGCUUUUAUAAAAGCACCUACAGAACCAAGGAAGGGGAAGUAAGGAUACUUGCCUCUACGCAGUUUGAACCUACUGCAGCUCGAAUGGCCUUUCCCUGCUUUGAUGAACCUGCCCUGAAAGCGAGCUUCUCAGUCAAGAUCAGAAGGGAGCCCAGACACGUUGCCAUCUCCAACAUGCCCUUGGUGAAAUCUGUAACUAUUGAUGAAGGACUUAUAGAAGACCAUUUUGAUGUCACUGUGAAGAUGAGCACCUACCUGGUGGCCUUCAUUAUUUCGGAUUUUGAGUCUGUCAGCAAGAUGACCAAGAGUGGAGUCAAGGUUUCUGUAUAUGCAGUGCCAGACAAGAUCAAUCAAGCUAAUUAUGCUCUGGAUGCUGCUGUGACUCUGCUGGAAUUUUAUGAAGAUUAUUUCAGCAUUCCAUAUCCUUUACCUAAACAAGAUCUUGCUGCUAUUCCUGACUUUCAGUCUGGUGCUAUGGAAAACUGGGGGCUGACAACUUACAGAGAGUCAUCUCUGUUGUUUGAUGCAGAGAAGUCUUCUGCAUCAAGUAAGCUGGGUAUCACAAUGACUGUGUCCCACGAACUCGCCCAUCAGUGGUUUGGCAACCUGGUCACCAUGGAAUGGUGGAAUGAUCUUUGGCUAAAUGAGGGAUUUGCCAAGUUUAUGGAGUAUGUGUCUGUCAAGGUGACCCAUCCAGAGCUGAAAGUUGAAGAUUAUUUUUUUGGCAAGUGUUUUAGUGCAAUGGAAGUAGAUGCAUUGAAUUCCUCACACCCAGUGUCCACACCUGUGGAGAAUCCUGCUCAGAUUCGGGAGAUGUUUGAUGAAGUUUCUUAUGAAAAGGGAGCUUGUAUUCUGAAUAUGUUAAGAGAUUAUCUUGGUGCCAAGGCAUUUAAAAAUGGCAUUGUGCAGUAUCUUCAGAAGUAUAGCUAUAAAAACACAAAAAAUGAAGACCUGUGGAAUAGUAUCGCAAGUAUUUGCCCUACAGAUGGCAAUCAAGAGAUGGAUGGCUUUUGUUCUAGAGACCAGCAUUCGUCUUCAUCCUCGCACUGGCGUCAGGAAGGCCUUGACGUGAAAACCAUGAUGAACACCUGGACACUGCAGAAGGGCUUUCCCCUGAUCACCAUCACAGUGCGAGGGAGGAACGUGCACAUGAAGCAGGAGCACUACAUGAAGGGCUCCGACGAGGCGCUGGAAACUGGACAACUGUGGCAUGUGCCCUUGACGUACAUCACCAGCAAGUCAGACUCAGUCCAGAGAUUUUUGCUGAAGACAAAAACAGAUGUGCUCAUCCUCCCAGAAGAAGUGGAGUGGAUCAAAUUUAACGUGGGAAUGAAUGGCUAUUACAUCGUGCAUUAUGAGGGUGAUGGAUGGGACUCUCUGACUGGCCUCUUAAAAGAAGCACACACCGCCAUCAGCAGUAAUGACCGUGCCAGCCUCAUCAACAAUGCGUUUCAGCUUGUCAGCAUUGGAAAGCUACCCAUUGAAAAAGCCUUGGAUUUAACUCUGUACUUGAAACGUGAAACGGAAAUUAUGCCUGUGUUUCAAGGUUUGGAUGAGCUUAUUCCUAUGUAUAAGUUAAUGGAGAAAAGAGAUAUGAAUGAAGUAGAAACACAGUUCAAGGCCUUUCUCAUAAGGCUGCUGAAGGACCUCAUCGACAAGCAGACCUGGACCGAUGAGGGCUCGGUCUCUGAACGAAUGCUGCGGAGCCAGCUUCUCCUCCUUGCCUGCGUGCGCAAGUACCAGCCGUGCGUGCAGAGGGCAGAAGGCUAUUUCAGAGAGUGGAAGGGAUCCAAUGGAAGUAUGAGCUUACCCAAUGAUGUGACCCUGGCGGUGUUUGCUGUGGGAGCUCAGAACACUGAAGGCUGGGAAUUUCUUUAUAAUAAAUAUCAGACUUCUUUGUCCAGCACUGAGAAAUACCAAAUUGAAUUUGCCCUCUGUACAAGCCAAAAUAAGGAAAAACUUCAGUGGUUAUUAGAGACAAGUUUUAAGGGAGAUGUAAUAAAAACUCAGGAGUUUCCAAGCAUUCUUCAUCUUAUUGGCAGAAAUCCAGUGGGAUAUCCUUUGGCUUGGCAAUUUCUGAGAGAAAACUGGAGUAAACUUGUACAAAAGUUUGAACUCGGUUCUCCUUCCAUCGCCGGCAUGGUGAUGGGGACCACAAAUCAGUUUUCCACAAGAACACGGCUUGAGGAGGUAAAAGGAUUCUUCAGCUCUUUGAAAGAAAAUGGUUCUCAGCUCCGUUGUGUCCAACAGACAAUUGAAACCAUUGAGGAAAACAUACGCUGGAUGGAUAAAAAUUUUGAUAAAAUCAGAGUGUGGUUACAAAAUGAAAGCCUUGGGCUGCUGUAA
Elephantulus edwardii (Cape elephant shrew) is the source of this 2829-nucleotide messenger RNA. RefSeq names its product endoplasmic reticulum aminopeptidase 1 (gene ERAP1). Gene Ontology annotation, molecular function: zinc ion binding; peptide binding; metalloaminopeptidase activity. Gene Ontology annotation, cellular component: cytoplasm. Bases 1 to 2829 code for a protein of 942 amino acids. Lineage: Eukaryota; Metazoa; Chordata; Mammalia; Macroscelidea; Macroscelididae. The record is from RefSeq and is a predicted model, not a curated record. The transcript is spliced from 18 exons. Gene Ontology annotation, biological process: peptide catabolic process; proteolysis.